Molecule: messenger RNA, 1733 nt
Organism: Tinamus guttatus (white-throated tinamou)
Lineage: Eukaryota; Metazoa; Chordata; Aves; Tinamiformes; Tinamidae
Product: gamma-aminobutyric acid type A receptor subunit epsilon
Biological process (GO): monoatomic ion transmembrane transport
Cellular component (GO): membrane
Molecular function (GO): extracellular ligand-gated monoatomic ion channel activity; GABA-A receptor activity
Source: RefSeq, a predicted model, not a curated record
AUGGCGGGAGCAGCUGAGGUGGUCAAGGUUGGCAGGGCAGCCCCAGAAGCGGCCGCGCUGGUGGAGGGGGGCAGGGAGGCCCCCGGGUGUGAAAGCACAGAGGAGUAUGACUACGAUUACCUCAGCAUCAAUAAAACCUGGGUCCUCACCCCCAGGGCGCAGGAGACUGAUGCCACGCAAAUCCUCAACUCACUGCUGAAGAACUAUGACAACAAGUUGAGGCCUGACAUUGGCAUCAAGCCCACAUUUAUCGACGUGGAUAUCUACGUGAACAGCAUUGGGCCAGUAUCUGUAAUCCAAAUGGAAUACACCAUCGACAUCUUCUUUGCUCAAACGUGGUAUGACCGGCGUCUUCGUUUCAACAGUACUCUCAAGGCCCUCACACUGAACACCAACAUGGUGAGCCGCAUCUGGAUCCCUGACACCUUUUUCAGGAAUUCCAAGCGGGCUGACUCCCACUGGAUAACCACCCCUAAUCAACUCCUCCGCAUCUGGAAUGAUGGCAAAGUUCUCUAUACGCUCAGACUGACUAUUGAGGCUGAAUGUCUGCUCCAGCUGCAGAAUUUCCCAAUGGACACUCACUCGUGCCCUCUGGUUUUCUCCAGUUAUGGCUAUCCACGAGAGGAGAUUGUCUAUCGCUGGAGGCGCUAUUCCAUUGAGGUCUCUGACCAGCGCACCUGGAGACUUUACCAAUUUGACUUCACAGGGCUGAGGAACACCUCAGAGGUCCUCAGGACUGGGGCAGGGGAGUACAUGGUGAUGACAGUUUCUUUUGAUCUGAGUAGACGUAUGGGUUAUUUUGCCAUUCAAACCUAUAUUCCCUGCAUCCUGACUGUUGUUCUGUCCUGGGUUUCCUUCUGGAUCAAGAGGGAUUCCACACCAGCCCGGACAUCUCUGGGUAUCACCACUGUGCUAACAAUGACCACCCUGAGCACCAUCUCCCGCAAGCACCUUCCCCGUGUUUCUUAUAUCACAGCCAUGGACCUCUUUGUCUCUGUGUGCUUCAUCUUCGUCUUCGCAGCUCUCAUGGAGUAUGCCACACUCAACUACCUGGUGGGAAACAAGAAACCACUGGAGCACAACAGCAGGAAAACCAGGCUGCCAUCUGCUGGUGUCCAGGUGGUGCCAUCCUUCACCACCAUCAACAUCAACAACAUCAUGCACUGGCCCCCAGAGAUAGAGGAGGAUGAGGAUGAAGACCCUGGCUCCCCAUGCCUGGAAGGGAAGGAAUGUGAGAGAUUCUUCUGCUGCAUUGAGGACUGUCAGACAGGGAUGUGGCGGGAGGGAAGGAUCCGCAUUCAUAUCUCCCGCCUGGACUCCUACUCUCGUGUGUUCUUUCCCACCGCCUUCCUGCUCUUCAACAUUGUCUACUGGAUUGCCUAUCUGUAUCUCUAGCUGUUCUUUGUCCUCAACUGGAAUGGACUGGAAGCCAGCAAAAUGGGCAAAAUGGGCUCUUCAAGGAGCAUAGCAAACAACGUCUCUUCCUGUUAUAGUUAAUCAUCAGUCUGAACAGUCCAAUUUGCUGAUUCCUUUUUCCUGCUCUCAUCUCAUCUCUUCUGAGAAGAACUAGACAGCAUUUUUUUUUCUCCCAAACCUGUUUUUUUAGAGAAUCGUCCCAUCCCAAACAACCCUUUCUCCAACUCCACCAGCAUUUGACUUCUUACAAGAUGGCCCAGAGAAGUCCUAUUCCUAUCAAAAAGUUAGGGAUUUUGUCAAAAACAAAAACCUGAAUG